Messenger RNA from Sphaeroforma arctica JP610, 158 nucleotides. RefSeq lists its product as hypothetical. The annotation marks the transcript as partial. The record is from RefSeq and is a predicted model, not a curated record. The transcript has a single exon. Lineage: Eukaryota; Ichthyosporea; Ichthyophonida.
UGUACGAUUAUGAUACAGCGACUAGUGACGAUCAUAUCGGUGAGGUGCAGAUUCCCAUUGAGAUGCUGCGCGAUGGAAAGCUACACGAUGUCUGGUUUGACUUGCACCCCGAACCUGGAAAGAGGGACUCGAACAUGCGUGACGAGGGGUAUGUAUAG